Messenger RNA from Thalassophryne amazonica, 8912 nucleotides. RefSeq names its product SPG11 vesicle trafficking associated, spatacsin (gene spg11). The record is from RefSeq and is a predicted model, not a curated record. Gene Ontology annotation, cellular component: axon; dendrite; synapse. Lineage: Eukaryota; Metazoa; Chordata; Actinopteri; Batrachoidiformes; Batrachoididae. Gene Ontology annotation, biological process: synaptic vesicle transport; axo-dendritic transport; chemical synaptic transmission.
ACAGGGAGAUUAAAAAAAAAAGUCUGAAACUGUAAAUAUAGACUUCAGACUUGUGCUAACAUGUUGGACUCGGACAGUAGCUCCAUGGAGGUGGCUGUGAUUCCGGAGAACCAGCAGUGUGGACGGCUAGCGGACGUCCUGAAAGCUGAGUUCGCUCCCGGAGGCUCUCUGCUCGCUUGCCUGGAGCUCCGCGGGCGGCUGGAGGUCUGGGACCCGGCGGACAGAGAGGCUGCUCCGGCCACAGCGGACGGCUACUACGGAGAUUUUUUCUGGGAGGAGGUUGGUGCACAUGAGUGGCGCGUCAGCAGCAGCUUCAGACUGCUGGCUGUUGGAUCUCAGUGUCACCUGAAGCUGCUGGAAGCAGAACAAUCAGCAUCUAUUUCGCUGGUUUGUGUCGCUGAAUGUGGUGCAGAGCGCCUCCUGGAGGCUGUCAGAGAACAGGACCCCUGUGUGUGUGAGCUGCAGUCGGUGCAAGUUCUGUACUUUGCAGCCGGUCGCUGCUGUGCGCUGUUGAACUGUGUUUGGCUGCUGCAACUGCAGUGGUCGCAGUCGGGGGAGGAGCCACUGAUACUUUGCUGCUGCAAGAUACAGCUGACAGACAACAGCAUCCACACAGCCGUCCAUCACAGUGUGGGGACAGAAACGCUCUUCAUCCUCAGCUCCACUGGACUCAUCUCUGUGUGUAACAUGACGGAUGGCAGUCUCCUGGCCAGCGUUGACCUCCUCACAUAUCUGAGCUCUGAUCUGACUGACGAGGAAGUAGCUCCAUCUUCUUCCUCUCCCCCUUCCUUCUGUGUCCUCCAGGUGUCACCUGACCUCAGUACAGCUGUAGCCAUCACAGAGGACCACGGUGCUAUUGCUGUUGAUCUCAAUCAUUACUUCAGGAUUCAUCCAGAUCACUUGCUGUGUGCUGUGCCCACUCCUCCUCUCCCACUGUGCCCUCCAAACCCUAAAGACCAGGACAGCUUGUCCAGCUCAAACUACAGCCUUGCUGCACUGGGACACACCUUCUGCACUGACCGCUCCUGGGAAUCUCGGUUGGCUUCCAUUUACAGCAAAGCCCAAAAGUCAGUGGCUCCCUCUGCCUCCUCUGUCAAGCCUUCCAGGACCUCCUGGGUGUCCUCGCUCGCUCACUUGGAGUCCCACCAGGCUCUGACCUCGGCCCACAGCAAGGCACCCCCUUUUGGUGCACAUGUCACCUUCUCUGUCCCUGAACUGUCCCGUCCAUGUCUACUCGCCGUUUCAGAGUUCUCUGCCCUCCUGACUUUCAUCUCCCCUGGCAACAAACAGACAACAGUGGCCUUCUGGGAUUUGGAGUCUGGGAAUGUGAGCUAUCACCAGACGGUUGGUGAGGCUGUUCCAAUUCAGCGCUGUGGAGAGCGACACCACAGACUGCUACUGAAGAAAACUGGUGUGUUUCAGGUCUUGUUCUCAGUUUCCCAGCAGGACCUUGUCAGCAGGCUGAUGUUGUUUGGCAGCGCAGCAGUAGUAGAUGCAAUCUGUCAUUUGAACAGCUGGGGGCGCUGCUCCAUCCCCAUUCAUGCGCUGCAGGCUGGGCUGAAAAACCGCCAGCUGGACACCGUGGAUUUCUACCUGAAGAGUAAAGAAAACAUCUUGAGCCCCUCUGCGUCUUUCAGCAACAUGGAUCAGCCAGUGUUCACUGAGCUCAACCUGAAAGGGUAUGAGACUGAAGGUGUGCGCAACUGUGUGGACGUUCUGGACCGGUACGUCACAGAGCUGAGGAGCUAUAUGAAGAGAUUCCCCUGGCCAGCAGGGGGUGGCGUGUCCAACACAGAUGCCACAGCUCCUGCUCAGGAAGCUGUGCAGGAAGAGUGGGAGCAGCUGCCAAUGGAGGAAGUGGUGCGUCAGUCGAUUUUAACUAAUCAGAUCCCAAGAGCUCAGGCUGCACUGAGGAAGCGUGGCAGGCCGGAGCAGCGACUGUCCGCUCUGAGGAUGGAGGGUCUGCGUCAAGUCUUCUCCUGCCUGCAGAGCCGGAAUCUGCACACCGCCAGCACGCUCCUUACCAACAUGGGUUUCAAUGUGAAUAAAGAGCUUGACAAUAUCUGCGUCUACACUGAUGACAAGGACCUUAGGGAGUUUGUGUGGUCGCAGUCGGGGGAGGAGCCACUGAUACUUUGCUGCUGCAAGAUACAGCUGACAGACAACAGCAUCCACACAGCCGUCCAUCACAGUGUGGGGACAGAAACGCUCUUCAUCCUCAGCUCCACUGGACUCAUCUGUAUCUUCCACCAACCAUGCAACUGCUGCCGCUCAUUCUCCUGGGAAUCUCGGUUGGCUUCCAUUUACAGCAAAGCCCAAAAGUCAGUGGCUCCCUCUGCCUCCUCUGUCAAGCCUUCCAGGACCUCCUGGGUGUCCUCGCUCGCUCACUUGGAGUCCCACCAGGCUCUGACCUCGGCCCACAGCAGAGCACCCCCUUUUGGUGCACAUGUCACCUUCUCUGUCCCUGAACUGUCCCGUCCAUGUCUACUCGCCGUUUCAGAGUUCUCUGCCCUCCUGACUUUCAUCUCCCCUGGCAACAAACAGACAACAGUGGCCUUCUGGGAUUUGGAGUCUGGGAAUGUGAGCUAUCACCAGACGGUCUUGUUCUCAGUUUCCCAGCAGGACCUUGUCAGCAGGCUGAUGUUGUUUGGCAGCGCAGCAGUAGUAGAUGCAAUCUGUCAUUUGAACAGCUGGGGGCGCUGCUCCAUCCCCAUUCAUGCGCUGCAGGCUGGGCUGAAAAACCGCCAGCUGGACACCGUGGAUUUCUACCUGAAGAGUAAAGAAAACAUCUUGAGCCCCUCUGCGUCUUUCAGCAACAUGGAUCAGCCAGUGUUCACUGAGCUCAACCUGAAAGGCGUGCAGGAGUUAUGUCCUGCAUUGAAUCUCCUGUGUUCAGCAGUCAGGGACUCAAACAGCGACGUUCAGAGCCGACAGUUCUCAGAGCAGCUGCUCAAUAUCACCUUGAACUUUGUCAACACACAGAUCCGCUCUGUGUUGUCUAACACACAGUACCCAGAUGAGACUGAAGGUGUGCGCAACUGUGUGGACGUUCUGGACCGGUACGUCACAGAGCUGAGGAGCUAUAUGAAGAGAUUCCCCUGGCCAGCAGGGGGCGGCGUGUCCAACACAGAUGCCACAGCUCCUGCUCAGGAAGCUGUGCAGGAAGAGUGGGAGCAGCUGCCAAUGGAGAGCUCAGGCUCACUGAGGAAGCGUGGCAGGCCGGAGCAGCGACUGUCCGCUCUGAGGAUGGAGGGUCUGCGUCAAGUCUUCUCCUGCCUGCAGAGCCGGAAUCUGCACACCGCCAGCACGCUCCUUACCAACAUGGGUUUCAAUGUGAAUAAAGAGCUUGACAAUAUCUGCGUCUACACUGAUGACAAGGACCUUAGGGAGUUUGUGGUGGAGGAGCUGUCAAGGCGGAGUCGUUUACCUGAGGAGGAGUUGCAAAGUGUGGAGUUCAUCAGGGCAAUGGAAAGGCUGGGGUCACUUCCUGCUUCUCGCUGUUCAGCAAAUACGACACCUCGAAGCAUUCUGCAGAUCAUUGGUUGUGAGGUAGGUGGCAGUGAGGUUCUGGAGGAGCUGCUGGAACAGAUGAGGUCUCAGGAGGCGGCAGAAGAACUCUGGAAGAAUGUCAGAGUAGACUGGAUCAGGAACUGGGACCAGAGCAGCCAAACCGCCAUCCUUCUGUCCAGACUACAGCAUACAGAAUUGAAUUCCUGUGAUUCGUCGGUCCUGUGGCAUUACCUUACCGCUCUCCAUGACCAAUGCCGAGUGAUUGACUGGAUCCAGAACAGCCAAACUUCCCGGUGGCCAGAGUUGACCCCAGAACUUGUAAACAACAACACGGUCUGCAGCACCUACAUGAGGGAGAACAUCCUGGACCUUCUUGCCAGAUCAGGCAUUUUCAUUCAAGGAGAAUUGGAGGACUUGAAGCAGCUGUUAUGGAGGCUGGCUCAGGGUCAGGGGUUGAUGGCUUCACCUCUGCCCAUUCCUCACUACCGCUCCCCACUUGGCCUGGACCUCCACAGCCUCUUCAUCACCUUCUGCCUGGACCACAACUUGCACUACUUGCUCUACACUUACCUGAAUUAUUACAGAUUGACACCCAGAAAUUGUCCCAUAUUGACCAAUAAGAGCCUUUUUGAGAGCCACCCCUGGUUUGAAAUGCUGGUGAAGAUCCAGGAGAUAACCAGAAAUCCGUCAGAUCCAGUUCUGGUCUUCCAGGCUAGUCUGACCAGUGCACAGGUCCUGUUACCAGGUGGCCAGGCAUCGCUCAGCAGCCUGCUGUUAGAGGGACACAGUCUGCUCGCUCUGGCUACCAUCAUGUUUGCCCCAGGAGGAGUUGACCAGGUUGUGGUUCAGGGUGAAAGGUCCUGCAGGUCAGAGAGGGCGAUUGACCCUCAACUCCUAAAGAUGGCCCUGGCCCCCUACCCCAAACUGAGGGCUGCCCUCUUUCCCACUGGGUCUCGAGGAAACAGCCUGUCCUCUGAUAUCUCUGUGUACCAUCUCCUUCAGUCAUUACACCCUCUGGAUGUGUCCAGGCUGUUUGGCUGGCAGGCGGCAAACACCCUCAACUCCACUGAAAUGUCAGAAGUGCCUGAUUUCUCCAGCCCUCAGCUGGUCAAAAAGUUUGCUUUGGUGGAGAAUCUGGACUACCUGUACUACCUCCGCCACAGCCGACCAUCCUUUGCCUACGCCACUUUUCUUGUUCAGCACCUGAGCGGCAGUAGUGACAUCAAGUUACUGCUGGAGCAGGCGUGGCAGCAAGUGUAUAAACUCAGCCUCCAGUGUUUUAACGUGACGUCAGUAGCAGCGGCAGCCGUUUGUUUUUGUGAGCUGUUGGGAAUCGCCAGCUUCAAGAUGAGAGUCGACAUCAGAGUUCUGAACACCAUCCUGCAGCAUUGGGUCCUAAACACGACGCACAGAACUCCAGAACAGCAUCUGUGCACGCUGGGCUUGCAGCUUGCGGAGGCGGAGCCUGGAGCAGCAGAGGAGCUGAUUGGCUAUUUGGAAGCUGCGGUAACGGACAGCGUGGAGCAGAGGGGGAUCUGCAGGUCGUCCUAUGAGGCGGCGCAGGAGUGGGCACUUCCUGUUCACUUCUGUCAGCUCCACAGUCUGAAGCUCAGCUCCAUUUACCCCGCCCACUGUGCCUCUGAUGGACAGUUCAUCCAUUUCCUCCUGUUUGUCCAAAUGCACAGCUUCCCGCCACAGCAGGUGAGGUCACUGGUGGCUCAGUUUAGCCCCACCCUUGAGGCUCAUCUGAGCCUGGCUUUUCAGGACCUGCAGGUCUACAACCAGAGUAGGAGCUGUGGAUCUGCCGAGGAGACUGUGUCUGUGAACAUAGUGGAGGAGCCAGGGUUCCUGGAGCAUCCCAGGGAGCUGUUUUUGGUCCUCCUUCAAAGCCAGGAGGAGGCAGCACCCUGCAGGUAUCUACUGCAGGAGGCCAUAGUCCAACACUGCUCAACGCUGGCUGUACUGGCUGCUUGCCAACAGGGGGUGGAAGUGAUCCAGUGUCUGUGUGUGUGGGUACUGACCUCAGUUGACGAUGUCACAGCCAGAGAAGCUACCUCUCACCUGCACGAGGCCUCCCAGCAUCACGAAUGGACUCUUCAUGACCUGUCAAUCAUCUGGAAGACACUACUAGGGCGGGGCUGCAUCAGGCCCCUCCUCCGAGGCUUCAAGCUCUUUCAGAGGGAUUGUCCUCUUGUCUUGGUGUUGAGGAUGUUUGAGUUGUGUUGUGACUACAGAAACUUCACAGAGGCCAAAGCCAAGCUGCUGGACUUCCAGAGGACACUCAUUACUCUGAGGAGCAGCACUUCGGCGUCUCCUGGUGGCCUUCCUUUGCAAUGGAUGGAAAGUCAGGCCUCUGUGCUGCUGCUCACAAUGCUCCAGCGGUGCUCCUCACAGUACGACCUCCACCGCCUGCUGCAGCUCCUGGCAGAUGUUGACAAACACCUGAAGUCUAACGGUCCAGACUUCAGGAAGCUGAGUCAGGUGAGCCAGUUGCUGCAGGGGUCAGAGGUCAGCCUAUCUCCUAAGCUGCUGCAGUGCACUUCCCCCUCCGAGCAGCAGGAGGAGUUACAGGCUAUGGUGGACGCUCUGCAGGCCAAGGGAUGCUACAGCCAGGCGAGGCAGGUGGCCUUGCUUGCUGGCCUCCCUGUUCACCGUUUGCUGCUUAGUCAGCUCUCACAGGAGGCAGCCACCCAGAAGGCGAAGCACCAGUGGAGAAGGUUGGAAGCACGAGUCAACUUUUGGAAGAAAUGUCACGAGCAGCUGAAGGCUGAUGGCACUGAUCCAGAAUCAGCCUCCCAGUUUUUUAUGUCUCAGUCUGAAGGUGCAACUUCUCAUUCCUCGGAUCAGGUCCUAAGCGAACUGCUGGAUGUCCAGGAGAAGUGUCUGCUGCUCAUGAUCGCUGCUCACUGGUUCUCCCUGCUCAGCCCAGAUCCUGUGGACAAGCUGGAGAGCCUGGAGAAACAGCUGUGGGUCAGCCGGGUCCGUCAGCACAUCCUCACUGUCGCCAUGGAGAAUGAAAGCGUUUUCAACCUGCCACCUCCUCCAGCCGUCACACCUGAAACGUCCACGUAUGAAGUUCUCAUGAAACAGUUCUCCUUCUCGACUAUAUCAGCCCUGAACAUGGAGAAGUUCCUCAGCCUGGAGGGACUCCCAGGUCCCACUCAGAAGGAGGAGCUUAAUUGUGAUUCAGAGUUAAGUCCACAGGAGAGGAAUGUUCUCUCUGUGCUUGUUGGUCAGCUGUUGGAUGAAGGCAGCAUCCAUGAAGCCAGUCGGAUCUGCCGUUAUUUCUCACUCUAUCACCCGGACGUGUGGUUCGUGCUGCGCUGCCGAGGCCUGGCGUCUGGGGAGUUGGACCCUGACUCACAAGAAGAGUCAUCAGAUGUUCCACCCAAGAGGAGCUUCCAUACCUUUGCCUCACUGAGCAGCCUGUCAUCAUUUAUGAUGUUCAACCUGCCGGAGGACCAGGUGUCACUCCAGCUCCAGGUACUGGUCGACCAGUGUCGCCAUGGCAACAACUACUGCAAGCAAGUGCUCAGCCUCUACCAGUUAUCCAAGGAGCUUCAGUGUUCCUUCAGUCAGAUCUGUGAGGAGGAGCCUUGCUCAGUGCUGGAGAAGCUGCUGCUGUCCGACCAGCCGGACCACUUCAGGAAGGCCCGGGCCUGCAUCCAAGCUCAGGGUCUCAGUGCAGACACCGUCGCUGAGCUGGUCUCCUCCUCUGUGGUCCAAGUGCUGCUGACCUCCACCCAAGAGCUGCAGCCUGAGAGGCAGGCGUUCAGGGCGUUGGAGGGAAAGGAGUCACUCGUGCAGCUGAUCAAAGUUUGUGAUGAUCCAAAUCUGGUGGGAGUGAAACUGAUGGAAAACAUUACGACUGUUCCACUGAGAGACCUCAGCUGCAUUGUGGAGAUGCUGAUUGUAGCUCACGACUGUUUCAGUCUCACCUGUAACAUGGAGGGAAUUGUUCGAGUACUCCAAGCAGCCCGUCACCUUAGCCACGCCCACCUCGCUCCAGGCGAGCACUACAACCUCCUGGUGCGGCUGCUGACGGGUAUCGGCAGGUACAAUGAGAUGACGUACGUCUUUGACCUGCUGCAUCAAAACCAUCGCUUUGAGAUGCUGCUCAGGAAGAAAGUGGAGACGGAGAGAGGCCAGAGUUCCAGUCUGAAGACGGCUCUGCUGGACUAUAUCAAGCGCUGCCUUCCUGCAGACAGCGAGAAACACAACAUGGUGGCGCUGUGUUUCAGCAUGAGGAGAGAAAUCGGAGAAAACCACGAGAUCGCAGCCAGGACGCAGCUGAAGCUGAUCGAGUCUCAGCCCUGGGUUGUGACUCCUGAUCUGAAGGCUUCCUUGCUCAAAGUGUUGGCUCUGCUGAAGGACGCAGCAGAAAGCUUCUCCAAGGACUCGUGCGUCCGUCAGGCGAGCCGCUGUGUUCGGACCGCGAAGCUAGUUCAUCUUCAGAUCCACUUCUUGAACCAGGGAUCGGAGCUCCGCCUCGUCAACCUUCGGCCCGCAGAACUGCUGAACGCCGUCAUGGAGCUGCCGCGGUGCUACCAGGUGUUUGUUGUGUCGGACGCGUACGGCUACACUGCGGACUGGGCGGAAAUCCUGUACCACAAAGUGAUCCUGAAUGGAGAUUUUGUUUACUUGGAGGAACUGAAACGGCGACACCCGCUCACCUCCAGCCUGUUUGAAGACAUUUUCCAGAAACUGGCCGACGCGCCCGGCAGCAUCAUUGCAAACGUGAAGCGUUUGCUGUCGUACUGUGAUGACGUGUGCACUCGCUUCAAGCUGGCCUACCAGCAGAACCUGCACGAUGUCACCACGUCUCUGCUGCAGGAUCCCAAGACCAGCAGCUUUCUGAGGGACAGGCUGCCCAGCUGAUACGCUGAAUGACUGGUUUUCAUGAUGACGGAUUCUACCAUCUUCAGCCACUUGAUCUGGAUGAUUGAAUCAAUCAUCUUUAUCCAGAAUAGCAUCAGUUUACAAUAUGUAUAUAGAAAAACAAACUGAAAACCUUUAGCUUUUCUAAACUGUCUUCUGUGGAGGUUAAACAAAAUUAUUAAGAUUGGAACUUUCUUCUAACAAAAUCAAUUAAUAGAAAAUGUUCUGUUAUUAAAUGUAAAAAGAUGGAAUGCUGGUGUAUUUCUCAUCAUUUUCUCAAUGAAAAAUCUCAUUAUCAGCACAAGAAAGACAAUAAAAAUGACUAUUAACCAUUUCUGUGAAGCAAGGGUCUCAAACCUGUGGCCUGGGGGCUUAAUGAGGUCUGCAAGUCAGCUGUUUCUGGUCUCUAGCAUAUCUUGUUUUAUUUAAUGCGGUCUGCACUGAUAUGUCAUAAUGAUGAAUCUUUGUCAUCUCUGCCACGUCCUCAGGUAACGAUUUCUUUACAGUAAACGUUACGGUAAAGC